Molecule: messenger RNA, 2008 nt
Organism: Bufo bufo (common toad)
Lineage: Eukaryota; Metazoa; Chordata; Amphibia; Anura; Bufonidae
Gene: SGTB
Product: small glutamine rich tetratricopeptide repeat co-chaperone beta
Exons: 12
Coding region: 91-1179 (362 amino acids)
Biological process (GO): post-translational protein targeting to endoplasmic reticulum membrane
Cellular component (GO): membrane; TRC complex
Molecular function (GO): molecular adaptor activity; protein binding
Source: RefSeq, a predicted model, not a curated record
CGCCUCCCUCUGACACCGUCAGCUCCACACACUCCACAGGCUGCUGCAGGUGUGCACGUGAUUUAGAGAUUGCCGGUCAACUGAACAAAUAUGUCAUCCAUCAAGCAUCUGGUGUGUGCAGUCAUCCAGUUCUUAAGAGAGCAGAGUCAGAGGGAUGCUUACACGUCAGAUGAGCAAGAAAGUUUGGAAGUGGCAGUGCAAUGUCUGGAGACUGUCUUCAAAAUCAGUCCUGAAGAUGUUCAGCUUGCAGCACCUUAUAGCUUGGAAGAAGUUUUCUCACAAACACACUUGAAGAAGGAUGAUGAUACACCAGCAGAAUCCCCUUCAUCAGCACCAGCUGCCAUAGAGAAGGCUGAACAGCUGAAAGAUGAAGGAAAUAAUUAUAUGAAGGAGCAGAACUAUGAUGCUGCAUUGGAUUGUUACUCACAGGCUGUAGAAUUGGAUCCGAACAAUGCUGUAUAUUACUGCAACAGAGCUGCCGCCCACAGUCAAUUAGGCCGUCACAGCGAUGCAAUAACAGACUGCGAGAAGGCGAUAUCUAUUGAUGCUAAGUACAGCAAGGCGUAUGGGAGAAUGGGUCGUGCCCUGGCAGCAAUGAGUAAGUAUAAAGAGGCCAUCAGUAGCUACCAGAAGGCCUUGGAUCUGGAACCUGAAAAUGAGUCCUACAAGUCCUAUUUGAAGAUAGCAGAGCAAAAAGUCAGACAAGUACCCAGUCCUACAAGUGCCGGAUGGGGAUUUGAUAUGAAUAGCCUGAUGAAUAACCCAGCAUUUGUCAGCAUGGCGGCAAGCUUAAUGCAAGAUCCACAAGUACAACAGAUCAUGUCUGGUAUGAUGUCCAAUGCUGGUGGGGGCCCCGCUGCAGGUGUUGGGGGUCUGACAGAUCUCUCCAGUCUUAUACAAGCGGGACAGCAGUUUGCGCAACAGAUCCAGCAGCAAAAUCCUGAGCUAAUCCAACAGCUGAGAAAUCAUCUGGACAGGCAGACAGUCGAAAACGAAGCACCCACUGCGCACAUUAACGUGAGAGGCUGGAGCGGCUGGACUCCCAUCAGACUGCAUUACUCCAGUAUGCUCCAUUGUCACCCACAUGCAACUUCGGCAGAGCAUUGGCACAUGCCACAUGGUAUAUUGCGGUUCGUGACGUGUAGGACGGAACUCAACCCCACUUGCAUUAUGUCUUAAGUUUUAUGUAUCUUCUGCUAAAUGAAGGAGAAUUGACAGAUUCUGGAAGAGCUUUACUGCAGCCUAGAACUCAUUACUAUGGCUAUGGGUUGGUAACGACUAUUAGUAAUGCAGAUUGUCUUUAUAGAAAGAAUGUAUGGUCAUGGAUCUACCCAUGCUUCAUCAUGUCUUGGCACAGAAUUCAUUACAUAGUGGAGGGGUGUGCACUUUAUGACUUUAAAUUAUGUGUUGAAUCCUACAAAUUUUAGAAAAUAACUUUGUGCCCAUAUUUCAUCUACCUUGUGUGAUUUUAAGUAGUUUGAUCAUAUCAUACAUUGCUUUGUGACAAGUUUAAUUGUCUUGUGCUUUGACUUUUAUCUGUUAUAUGGUUUCUCAGCUCUAUAUUAAUAUAAUGUACAAAUGAUCCACAAAUUUCUACCCAUCUGUCUACUGACCCUGGACUUCAUUCUUAGAUGGUAAAUAUCUUUUAAAUGCUAUGACCAUACCCAUGUACUACAUGUGUAUCCAGUGCUUGAUUUACAAGCAGUCUGUAAGCAUGGAUUAUCUGGUACUGCAGACUCCACUCAUCAAGUAGGACCAACCUAUAGUCAUAUAUGGCACAACAUCUAGCAGCCUUUGCAGCCUUCCCCUUGUUCCUCCCUGGGUGUCCUCCUCUCACUCCCACAGUACAGUGAAUGUCUAAUGAACAUAAAUAUAAACAUCAUUUACAUAUGAAUUUGGCUUGGAGCUACUCUUAAGGGUGUCAUCUAAGUGGACCGCAGGUCUUCACUCUUCAACCCUUGCACAGGGAUCUGGACUCUGCUGCAGGGGAACCACCAGGCUCCUACCU